UCAUACAAGGUGCUGGUGCUGUUUGCCCUCUGAAGGACGGAAACACAAUGCAUCUGUGAAAAGCCAAAGAUAACACAGACGUUGUAUUCCUUUUCUUUUACGUUCUGCCCUCUGGAUCUGGAUAUCUGGCCAUGAAUCCUGAAUACGACUACCUGUUCAAGCUGCUUCUUAUAGGAGACUCUGGUGUCGGCAAGUCUUGCCUGCUCUUGCGGUUUGCGGAUGACACCUACACAGAGAGCUACAUCAGCACAAUCGGGGUGGACUUUAAGAUCAGAACCAUUGAAAUGGAACAGAAGACUGUCAAACUACAAAUUUGGGACACAGCCGGACAAGAGAGGUUCCGGACCAUCACAUCCAGCUACUACAGAGGAGCACAUGGGAUCAUCAUUGUAUAUGAUGUCACUGAUCAGGAGUCCUUUAACAACGUGAAGCAGUGGUUGGAGGAGAUUGACCGCUAUGCGUGUGAAAAUGUCUCCAAGUUGCUUGUGGGAAACAAGUGUGACUUGGUCUCUAAAAAGGUAGUGGACUUUGCCACUGGUCAAGAAUUUGCUUCAUCCCUAAAGAUUCCAUUCCUGGAGACCAGUGCAAAGAAUGCUGAUAAUGUAGAGAAAUCAUUUUUAACCAUGGCCUCUGAAAUACAGAAGCGUGUUGGAAGUGAUGGUGUUCAGAGUGAGGCUGCUAAAGUGGGCAACAAGAUAAACAGUGCACCCCUUUGGCCUGGGGGGAAAGAGGAGGCUGCCGCAGAGGAGGGGAAUUCUUGUUGCUAGUGCCAUACACAAACUACAGAAUAAGAGAAUCAAUGAGUUUGGACACUAUCUUAAUUUCCUUUUGUUUUGUUCAGAGAUGGUAAUUGAUCCUUGUGAGAACAGCUAUGCAAUAGUUAUGCAACAGUGCAUAGAAUGUGCCCCGCGGGAAAGGCACCCUUUGAAUUAGUCGGUACCAUUCUAAUGUAAUAGCUGAACACAGACAGCAACCGUGCUACCUUUGAAUGGCCUGGGUAUCGAACAUGUGACCAAAAAACAACAGUUGAUUUACCCAUGUGGGGUAGGUGAAUGUUUGCUUGAUGCUUUGAACAUGUAAGGUGAAUUUUGGGUGUAAUUUUAUCUGUAACAUUUGUGAAGAACUGAUUGUUUUGGUUACCACUGGUGGUCAACAUGUACUUUUUUCUUGUGUUAAACACUUUUUGAUUAACGUUUGUUGUUUAAUGAAGACAAUAAAUUAUAUAUUUGCGGCUUAAUUUGUUUUCUUCAUUGCUUUUAUGCAUAAUGCACUGUUAGUUGAAACUUGUUGAUGUAUAGGAACAAUUUGAUCAACUGAUCCCUUAAAAUAAUGUCCACAAAUAGAGUGGUGCACAGGUACAACAGUUGCAAAUCAUCCCUGGUACAUCGGUGCAAUCAUAGAAAUAGAAUCGUUCUAUAGCUGUGGGUGCAACACACAUAACCUGAAGCAGAUGCAAGCAACUGUGUUGUUAUGGCUGCCCUCUAGUGGUCAUGAAUAUUAGAUAUAGAGAAGCAAAAUAGAAGCAACAUGAAAAAUAAAGUAUGGCAAUGAUCGUUGCUAUGCUCUACGGAAACACAAUUUAUAACAGGGUCUAAAAGUUUAACAUUUGAAAGACAAAUCAGUGCAAAC
This is a messenger RNA of Oncorhynchus mykiss (rainbow trout), 1629 nucleotides long. Its product is annotated as ras-related protein Rab-1A. Gene Ontology annotation, molecular function: GTPase activity; GTP binding. The record is from RefSeq and is a predicted model, not a curated record. Lineage: Eukaryota; Metazoa; Chordata; Actinopteri; Salmoniformes; Salmonidae.